Messenger RNA from Phaethon lepturus (White-tailed tropicbird), 858 nucleotides. It is a transcript of the gene ST6GAL1, whose product is annotated as ST6 beta-galactosamide alpha-2,6-sialyltranferase 1. The record is from RefSeq and is a predicted model, not a curated record. NCBI's taxonomy places the organism in Eukaryota, Metazoa, Chordata, Aves, Phaethontiformes, Phaethontidae. Bases 1 to 549 code for a protein of 182 amino acids. The transcript has 3 exons. Gene Ontology annotation, molecular function: sialyltransferase activity.
AUGUUAUUGUAUUUGUUCUUGUUACUCAAGCUUGUAACCGUUGCGGAGCAGCAGUUCCUGAGGGAAGCUCUAUAUAACACUGGAAUCUUAAUUGUCUGGGAUCCAGCACCAUAUCAUGCAGAAAUUCAUGAGUGGUACAGAAAACCAGACUACAACUUUUUUGAAAUCUAUAAGUCGUAUCGUAGUACACAUCCAGAGCAGCCUUUCUAUAUCCUGAAUCCAAAAAUGCAGUGGCAACUCUGGGAUGUUCUGCAGGAGAAUUCUCUGGAGCAUAUUCAGCCUAAUCCACCGUCAUCAGGAAUGCUUGGCAUCGUGAUCAUGAUGACGCUCUGUGAUGAAGUGCACGUGUACGAAUUUCUCCCUUCCAAACGGCAGACGGACAUUUGCCACUAUUACCAGAAGUUUCACGACCGUGCCUGUACCAUGGGAGCUUACCACCCCCUCCUGUUUGAGAAAAACUUGGUGAAGCAUAUAAACCAGGGCACAGAUGAGGACAUCUAUACUCACGGGAAAGUUACUUUGCCUGGCUUCCGAAACGUGCAUUGCUAGCGGAUCAGUUUUUAGUGUGUUGAGGAAUUUUUCUUGACUGUCAAAGCACUUUUUAAAUCAGGGUUGUCAGAUUUGUUAGGUCUAAGCACUGGUGUGUUUUUACAGCUCUUCCAUGUUGCGAUACUUGCUCUUAGGACUUUGUUGCCUAACUUCUCCCAGCUGUAAGGCGGUGUUAGUACAUUGCGGUACAUCCACACGGUAUCUGCGUGAGCCACUGCAAUAAAUUUACUCCCGGUGGAGCUGGGCUCAUGCAGCGGGUGGAUAUCUCUGUCUUCAUCUCAACCAAUGACGGUGUAUGGGAGGCACAGG